ACCUCGGACGACCUGGAGCAGUUCGCUAAGCAGUUCAAGCAACGGCGAAUCAAACUGGGAUUUACCCAAGCGGACGUGGGGCUGGCGCUGGGCACUCUGUACGGCAACGUGUUCUCGCAGACCACCAUCUGCAGGUUUGAGGCCCUGCAGCUGAGCUUCAAGAACAUGUGCAAGCUGAAGCCUUUGUUGAACAAGUGGUUGGAGGAGGCGGACUCAUCCUCGGGCAGCCCCACGAGCAUAGACAAGAUCGCGGCGCAGGGGCGCAAGCGGAAAAAGCGGACCUCCAUCGAGGUGAGCGUCAAGGGGGCUCUGGAGAGCCAUUUCCUCAAAUGUCCCAAGCCCUCGGCCCAGGAGAUCACCUCCCUCGCGGACAGCUUACAGCUGGAGAAGGAGGUGGUGAGAGUUUGGUUUUGUAACAGGAGACAGAAAGAGAAAAGGAUGACCCCUCCCGGAGGGACUCUGCCGGGCGCCGAGGAUGUGUACGGGGGGAGUAGGGACACGCCACCACACCACGGGGUCCAGACGCCCGUCCAGUGAACUCGAGCGGGGGGGAGGGGCAGAGCGCGGGGCUCCCCCUCCCCUUGGGUCCGUGGCCCUCUCCUGGCCCCCUUGUUCCCUCGCUAACUUCUGAUUGUUCUUUUAUUUUUAAUUAUUAUUUCCCCUCCCUUAAAAAGAAAAAAAAAAUAAGGAAAAAAGAAAGCAACUAAGACACUGGACUAUCCUAUAAACGGUAGCAGGUGUAAUGAUGUGUUUUGACCUUUGCAGGCGAGUACCCAGGCGAGGGAGUGGAGUGUCUCCUAGAGAGAGUGAGGAGAGAGUGUGUGAUAGAGCGCGAGAGAGCGAGAGAGAAAGAGGUGGCAAGCACUGAGAUAAAUACCUGGCAAAACUAAAUAAAUUACCAAAAAGAAAAAAAGAUCCACCAAACCGUGAUAAACACAAAACGCAGCUUCCUCGAUGCUCGCAGCUGGCACAUGCUGUUGUGUUUAUUCGAUGUGGAUUCCCAUCAGGAAAGAGGAAAAAAUACACACAUUCUUUAAUACAGUCAAAAUUUAAUCACAUAAAUUUGCACUGCAAGAAAACUGAAGUUUACUUGAACAAAUUCAUGAACAUUUUUCGCUUUCUCCCCAUUCUUUCUGUUGGAAUUGCCUUUGGGGUUUUGUUUUGUUUUGCUUUAUUCAGCAGAGAGUUGAGGCCAGCUCUUGGCUGCUCUCCAUUUCUAAUAUCCUUGUGUUGCCCCUUGUCCUUCCUGUUUGUGAACUUUGAUUACCUUCAGAUCCUCCUUACGUUGGUGUAACAUUUAUUUCUCCUUUUACCAAAGCAAAAUGAUUGGCAUCGUACAAAAUAAAAAAUUCUCUGCUUUCAGGAAAUGUACAUGGUCUACACGCUUUAUCUAAGGCAAGAAUCCAGUUUGCAUAUAAAAAAUAAGAGUCAAGCAUUGUUUUUUGUCACCAGCCACUAAGUAAACUUCAUUUUCAGGCAGUGUUUCUUGGGGACCUUAUGAGGGGAGAAAAAGAAAAAUCGAUAGUGAAUAUCUGAUUGCUUCAUUUUAUCAGGCAGGCCCAUUGUGAAAGAGUUCAGAGGAAAUGUGGAGGUUAAAUAUAUUUUCAGAGUUGUCCAACAGAAAAAAGUGGCACUUUGAAGAGAGCUAGGGAAAUAUAUAUCUUUAUAUAUCUCUGUAUAGUUCUCUGCCUUCAAUUUUAAAAAUUAUGAGGAAUUCUUUGUAAUGACAGCAGUGGCUAAACUUUGUUCCUCUAAUGCUUUUUUUUUAAAAAAAAAAAAAAGAGAGAGAAAUAGAAAACAACCCAAAAACUUAAUGAUGUAUGCAUAGAUUGUUUCUUACCACACAAAUACUCAUAUGCAUACAUAGACUAUCUCCACUAAGUAGACUGGUUUUGUCUAUAUUAGUUCAUUUGUUUUUUAUAAAGUCAUAUUUAGGGCCCCACACCUCAUCUCCUGUAAUUUACUACAGAAAAUACCAGUUUGACUUGACAGCUUUUUCCCCUCUCUUUCACUAAGGAAGCCAAAUGAAGGGGGAAAAGAUGUCAUUUUCAAUCCUUCCUUUCUCCCCUUUGUUAAUAGUUUUAAGUGCAUUUUUUAACCUUAUCUUGAUGGAAAACAGUUAACUCCCAUACAAAAGACUCUACUGGGAAGUGUAGGUGAAAAAACUUGUAACUGUAUUGAAAAUAAAUACCAUUAAACUGUGAUCAGUUAAAAUUUUCAAAAAUAAUCAGCACAAAAGGGCGCUAAAAGGGAACACACUUUUUAUUCAUCUUCAAAGUUUGGGGCUUUUUUUCUGGUUAGGUACUAGACGAAUUUUUAUUUAAAAAGAUUAAAUUCUCACUACCAUAAAAUUAUGGUUCAGCAUCAGAUUAGCAUUGCACUCAGUAGUUAAGGUUUUAGGAAAUAUGCUUUAUAUUGUCUUUUUCAAACUCCUGUGAUUGUUUCAUUUUCAAUGUUUUGCAAGAUAAAUGGUGACUUAUAAUGGGCAUAUUUAUUUGCCUGUACUUCAUUUCCCCCAAUGAAUGUCACAAGGAGAUGGGCACGGAGCUGCUUCGGUGCGUCACACUGCUUGUUCCUGAGGUGUGGGGACUGGCCUUUAGUGAAGCAAUCCAGAGCAGGGCAGAUAGCCAAUGGUAAAGGGAGGAAAUGAAUUUUCAGAUACUUAUUACCAAGUAGGUAAGGUCAGAACUGGAGUUCAGGGGAUGUGUCGGUAGCCCCUCUGACUCUCGUAGGUUUACUAAGAUGAAAGUUACCACUGAACCUUACCACUAUGUAUAUAUGUUUAAUAUCUGUCUUUUGAAAUGCAGAAAUAGUUUAAAUGUUUCUUUGUCUAUUUUUCCUUUUUUUUAAUGCUACCCAGGGAAAUAUUUUCAUAUCAUUUUUAAGUGGCCUGCCUCAAUGUAUAUUUAUUUCUUUUGAAGCAAAAAGGUUCUGGAAACUGUUUUUCUGUAGCUUUAAAUGAGUAGGUGAGCAAAAUCUAUAUGGGAUGUAAUUUUUUUUGUUCAGUCUCUUUAAAAAUACUUUGUUUUGGUACAUUUGGAUGUGCUUGUGGGGAAAAUAAAAACGCAGAGAUCCUUAUAUAUUUAUGUUAAAGUAAUAUUUUAUUAUCUACAUAAAACAGAA
Tupaia belangeri chinensis (Chinese tree shrew) is the source of this 3123-nucleotide messenger RNA. Its product is annotated as POU domain, class 3, transcription factor 3. Gene Ontology annotation, molecular function: RNA polymerase II cis-regulatory region sequence-specific DNA binding; DNA-binding transcription factor activity, RNA polymerase II-specific. The record is from RefSeq and is a predicted model, not a curated record. NCBI's taxonomy places the organism in Eukaryota, Metazoa, Chordata, Mammalia, Scandentia, Tupaiidae. Gene Ontology annotation, biological process: regulation of transcription by RNA polymerase II. The transcript has a single exon. The annotation marks the transcript as partial.